UUAACCAUCUAAGAUCGAGUGCUUAUAAAGUGGCAAGGGUACAAUGAUUCUUAUUACCAAGUAUAAGUCAGUACAAGUGCAUUUUGCCUGAAAUGUCCUGACUUUCGAGUACCGGUUUCUCUACAAAUCAAUUGACGUACGUCUUGUUACUUCUCGACAGUCUUAGCUCGCGCUACGUAAGAUCUGAAAAAGGGAUUUCCAUAGUUCCUGCAACAUUGUAGCUAGCUAUCACUACAGCCUCAGCCAAACUCGGUACCAAAGUAAACACGGGAGAAGGGGGAGAUAUGCAUUAGAUAUAACAAAGAGAGUUUGAUCUCUCGCGAGUACCAUACACUUGUAUAACCUCGCAGGCUCAGGGAAACCAAAUAGCUGUCGCAAACUACAGUUACUUCAUAUCUUUUCCACUGGAAAGGCGGGGAAUACAAAGCUGCAAGAAAGCCUUCAACCCAGACUUCUGGAUGCAUCAAAUUUACACCAAAUAUUUCCCAGACAAUCAUCGCUGAUUGGAUUGCACUUUCUUGAGGACCACGACCAAUUAAUCGGGCAGUACAUGGAUUAUCUGUGUUUUAGGACGCUGUGCUGUAAAGGACCUCCCCCGCCCAGACCUGAGUAUGACGUGGUGUGCAUCGGCCUGACGGGCUCAGGAAAGACCAGUCUCCUCUCCAGACUCUGCAACGAAGCCUCUGAUAACAUUAUCCCCACUACAGGGUUUAGCAUCAAAGCCGUGCCAUUUCAGAGCGCCGUAUUAAAUGUGAAGGAACUUGGAGGAGCGGACUCCAUUAAGAAGUACUGGAGCCGGUACUACCAGGGCUCGCAGGGGGUGGUGUUUGUGCUGGACAGCGCCUCGUCGGAGGAGGAUCUGGAGACGGCCCGCACGGAGCUGCACUCGGCGCUGCAGCACCCGCAGCUCUGCACCCUGCCCUUCCUCAUACUGGCCAACCACCAGGACAAGCCAGCCGCACGCUCCGUACAGGAGAUAAAGAAGUACUUUGAGCUGGAGCCUCUUGCGCGAGGGAAGAGCUGGGUGCUGGAGGGCGGCUCAGUGGACCACAUGGACACAGUGAAGGACAGCUUUACCCAGCUCAUCCAGCUCCUGGAGGAGAAGGACCAGGAGACAGGCAGAAUAUGACAAAAAAAAAAAAAAACUGCAAAUCCCAGAAGCCAUCACAUACGCAUA
Molecule: messenger RNA, 1177 nt
Organism: Clupea harengus (Atlantic herring)
Lineage: Eukaryota; Metazoa; Chordata; Actinopteri; Clupeiformes; Clupeidae
Gene: arl15b
Product: ARF like GTPase 15b
Molecular function (GO): GTPase activity; GTP binding
Source: RefSeq, a predicted model, not a curated record